AUGCAACUGCACAUUUACCUGCAGAUGCAAUUGCAAUUUCAACGGCAACUGCUUAUUCAACUACAAAAACAACUGCACAGCAACUUGCAAAUGCACAUGCAAAUGACAUUGCACAUAUCAACUGCCACUGCAACUGAACAUAUAAAAGCUACAGGAACAGCACUUACAACUGUACAUGCAAUACGUAAAAUUCCAGCAGUAAAUUUAACUACAGAUGCAACUGUAAAUGUACAUGUUACUGCAACUAGACCGCCAACUGCAACUGCAACGGCAACUGCAUAUGAAACUGCAGCUUACACGGGAAAUACACAUGCGAUUGUAACUUUAAAUGCAACAGCAUUUGCCCUUGCAAUAACUGCAUAUAAAACUGCAGCUAGACUAGCAACUUCAACUGCAACUAAAACUGCACAUACAACAGAAUCUGAAUAUACAACUGCGCAUGCUACUGCUACUGCAACUGCGCAUGCCACUGCAACAGCAAAUAAGACUGCAACUGAACCUGUUUACAAAACUGCCUCUACAAAAGCAACUUUUACUGACACUGCAACUCCACAUGCAACUUUAGAUGCCACUGCAGAUGCAUCUGCACAUAUAACAGCAACUGCAACUGCAAUUGCAUGUGAAACUGCAACUAUUGCCAGGUUAAAUGUAUGUGCUGUACCUCAAGAGCAUUUCAAAUUUAAAUUAACCUGCACAUGCUACUGCUAUUGGUCAUGCAACUGCACACAAAAUCGCCAAUGCCACUUCACUGCAACUGCUACGGCCACUGCCCUUACAACUGCAACUGCAUCUGCAGCAGCUCUUGCAACUGCAACUGCAACUGCAUCUGAAACUGCAAAUACAUAUGUUACUGCCGAUGCAACAGCAAAUGCAAAUGCAACAGAAACUAGACAAGCAACUGCAACUGUAAUGCAACUGUAA
Messenger RNA from Polistes canadensis, 921 nucleotides. Its product is annotated as platelet binding protein GspB-like. Lineage: Eukaryota; Metazoa; Arthropoda; Insecta; Hymenoptera; Vespidae. The record is from RefSeq and is a predicted model, not a curated record. The transcript is spliced from 5 exons. Bases 1 to 921 code for a protein of 306 amino acids.